This is a messenger RNA of Zymoseptoria tritici IPO323, 1359 nucleotides long. RefSeq lists its product as uncharacterized. The transcript is spliced from 7 exons. Lineage: Eukaryota; Fungi; Ascomycota; Dothideomycetes; Mycosphaerellales; Mycosphaerellaceae. The coding region runs from base 52 to 1290 and encodes 412 amino acids. The record is from RefSeq and is a predicted model, not a curated record.
UCCGAAACAAAGAGAUCGCGUUUUCAAACCACGGAAAUUGCAUAGUUCAUCAUGGUCAACCAGAAAGCUCAAGACGCCGUGCAGCAGUCGCUUGAUUCUUGUACUGGCAACAAGGAUACCGGUGUGCCUGGACUCGUCUUCGUGGCUGUGGACAGGAAUGGAGAUGAGAUCGCUGCUGCAGCGUCGGGAAAGCUCGGCCUCAAUACCGACAAGCCCAUGACGCUUGACACUGUGUUCUGGAUCGCGUCCUGCACCAAGCUGCUGGCGACCAUCGCCUGCAUGCAAGCGGUAGAGCAGGGUAUCCUCAGCCUCGAUGAUCACAAGCAAGUCUAUCAACUCUGUCCUGAGUUGGAGAAGGUCAAGGUCUUGCAGGCUGAUGGAAGUUUGGUGGACAAGAAGAACGACAUCACGCUGAGAAUGUUGUUGAGCCAUACUGCUGGAUUUGGGUACGAAUUCUUUAACCCGAAGCUCCGUGACCAUGGCCGUCCGGUCGGAUACGACGUGUUCCACGCAGAUAUCGGUGACAUCCUCCGGAUGCCACUCGUCAACCAGCCAGGCGAGACCUGGGAGUACGGUAUAAACAUCGACUGGGCCGGAAUUGUCCUUGAGCGCGCCACCAAGACGACAUUGAACGACUGGAUCCAGAAGAACAUCUGUCAACCUUUGGGAAUCUCCGCGAUCAACAUGCUACCCACGCCGGAGAUGAAGAAGAACCUCGCCUACAUGUCUCAACGCUGGCCAGGAUCCCAAGCCUCGGAGGAGCGCGACCACAUGUACCGUGAGCCACUGCUGGCGCAAACCGACGAAGAGAAGAAGCGCAUCUUCAACUCCGGUGGCGCGGGAGCGUAUGCGAAGCCCAGGGAGUAUGUCCAGAUUCUGGCGGCUCUGUUGAACAAUGGUACCCACAAGAAGACCGGCAAGCAAAUCUUGAAGCCUGAGACCGUCGAGGCGAUGUGGAAGAACCAAAUCGAGCAACAUCCGGAUUUCGCACGAGCCGGAAUUCCCGCGGCCAAGAGCGAACAGACCAACGCAAUGCCCGAGAUGUAUCCGCAAGAGGGCAAUCCACCGCAGGGCUGGGGCCUGUCUUUCUUCCUCACAAUCGCCCCUGGACCAACCGGCCGAGGCGCCAACACGGCGUGGUGGGCUGGUAUCGCCAACCUCUUCUGGUACUGCGAUCGCGAGAAGGGCGUGGCAGGCUUCAUCGGGUCGCAAAUCAUGCCGUUUGGCGAUGCUCAGGUCAUGGGACAAUGGGGUGCUUGUGAGGCUGCCGUCUACCAGGCCAUUCAGUAGUGCUGUAUCGUCAGACAUUGGAGCAUGGUGAUGAUCUGUAAAUAGUCAAUUUGGAAAGUGCUUUGUUCC